Messenger RNA from Hibiscus syriacus, 1124 nucleotides. RefSeq names its product phosphatidylinositol transfer protein 3-like. The record is from RefSeq and is a predicted model, not a curated record. The transcript has 6 exons. NCBI's taxonomy places the organism in Eukaryota, Viridiplantae, Streptophyta, Magnoliopsida, Malvales, Malvaceae. Bases 92 to 919 code for a protein of 275 amino acids. Gene Ontology annotation, molecular function: phosphatidylinositol transfer activity.
UAAUAAAGGAAAAAUAUUCAGCUCAAACUUUCGAUAUUCUCAUUGCCUCUGAUAGUUUCGAUUUUCAUCUGGUUUUUGCUUAAUCAGUGAAAUGUUUCUUCGUAGAAAGCAUACACAGAAGGACGAUUCUGAGCAACGAGAUGCUAAGGUCAGUGAACUCAGGACUGCAAUAGGGCCCCUGUCUGGGCGCAGUUCAAUGUACUGUACCGAUGCAUGCCUCAGGAGAUAUUUAGAAGCUCGGAAUUGGAAUGUUUCUAAGGCAAUGAAAAUGUUGGAAGAGACGUUAAAGUGGCGUUUGACGUAUAAGCCAGAAGAAAUCCGUUGGCAUGAAGUGGCACAUGAAGGUGAGACCGGAAAAGUUUCCCGGGCGAACUUCCAUGACCGUCAAGGAAGAACAGUGCUUAUAAUGAGACCUGGAAUGCAGAAUACAACAUCAGCAGAAAAUAAUAUCCGCCAUUUGGUUUAUCUCAUAGAAAAUGCUAUCCUUAAUCUCUCCGAGGGCCAAGAACAAAUGUCAUGGUUGAUAGACUUCACCGGCUUUUCAUUGAGCACCAGUGUUCCCAUCAGAACUGCCCGGGAUAUCAUUUACAUACUUCAGAGUCACUAUCCAGAGAGACUGGCAAUCGCUUUCUUGUAUAAUCCACCGAGGUUUUUUGAACCAUUCUACAAGGCUGUCAGGUUAUUUCUGGAUCCAAAAACAGCUCAGAAGGUGAAGUUUGUUUACGCUAAAAACAAAGACAGCGUAGAGCUCAUGCAAUCUUACUUUGAUGUCGAGAACCUCCCCAGUGAAUUCGGAGGAAAUGCGACCCUGAAGUAUGACCAUGAAGAGUUCUCACGAUUGAUGGCUCGAGAUGAUGUAACGACAGCUAAAUUCUGGGGAAUUGACGAGAAACCCCACCAAAUCAGCAAUGGACAUUAGGUGGUGUUGGAGUCGGCGCCCAUUGCACAGCGAGCGAACUGAGAGAACUCACAUAUUGUCUAGAAAUGGAAUGUCUGAGAUUUAAGUAAGUACAAGAUGAGCAUCAAAAUUAGCAUCCUUGCUUAGGGGAUGAAUAAGUGUCGGUUGUUCUUUUUCUCCGCAAUGCUAACCAUUAGCAUGUUUUAUGCUUACAUAAAUGCUACUA